This is a messenger RNA of Cydia strobilella, 2738 nucleotides long. RefSeq names its product U1 small nuclear ribonucleoprotein 70 kDa (gene snRNP-U1-70K). The record is from RefSeq and is a predicted model, not a curated record. The transcript is spliced from 11 exons. NCBI's taxonomy places the organism in Eukaryota, Metazoa, Arthropoda, Insecta, Lepidoptera, Tortricidae. Gene Ontology annotation, cellular component: U2-type prespliceosome; precatalytic spliceosome; U1 snRNP. Gene Ontology annotation, molecular function: U1 snRNA binding; mRNA binding. The coding region runs from base 235 to 1446 and encodes 403 amino acids. Gene Ontology annotation, biological process: mRNA splicing, via spliceosome.
UCAUGGCGGCCGCUGCAUGAAUAAUGAGUAUUGCGGAAUUGCUAUUCAAUUCGUUGCUCGUUGUGAUUUUAAUUAAAAAGUGUCGUUAAAUCAAGCUAGUGCAAGUAAACUAUAAUUAAUAACGUCAUGGUUUGAGUUACCAAGCGUCACCGUGUAGAGUUUUAGCAAAUUAAGUGUAUUUUCACAGUGGACUAUGUGCUAACGCUAAGCAUUAGCAAGCAUUAGGUUGUAACCAUGACGCAGUUUUUACCUCCUAAUUUGCUUGCCCUGUUUGCGGCGAGGGAUCCUAUCCCUUAUUUGCCGCCUGCAGCGAAGCUCCCGCAUGAGAAAAAACAAAAAGGCUACGAUGGCGUCGGCGCUUUUCUCAACAUCUUUGAGCAUCCAUCAGAAACGCCGCCGCCCACCCGCGUGGAAACCCGAGAGGAGCGCGCGGAGCGUCGUCGCCGCGAGCGCGCAGAACAGACAGCCUAUAAGCUGGAACAAGAGAUUGCACUGUGGGACCCGGUGGCUAACGCGAGGGCCACUGCUGACCCUUUCAAGACGCUGUUUGUGGCCAGAAUUAACUAUGACACAUCAGAAUCUAAACUGAGGAGAGAAUUUGAAGGCUAUGGAGCCAUUAAAAAGAUAUACAUGGUGUACAACAAAGAGGACGGAAAGCCGCGAGGCUACGCGUUCAUUGAGUACGAGCACGAACGCGACAUGCACUCGGCGUACAAACACGCGGACGGCAAGAAGAUCGACGGCAAACGGGUGCUGGUCGACGUGGAGCGAGCGCGGACCGUCAAGGGCUGGCUGCCGAGGAGGCUCGGUGGCGGACUGGGCGGAACCCGGCGAGGUGGUGCCGACGUGAACAUCAAGCACUCGGGCCGCGAGGACAACGAGCGUGAAAGAGAACGCUACAGCCGCGAGCAGAGAGAGAGGGACGAGCCGCGUGGUGGGCGCCGGCGCAGCCGCUCGCGUUCACCGCGCCGGCGCAGCACGUCCCGCUCUCGCCGCCGCGAGAAGGAACGAGACAGACCGAGGGACGAAGAGCCGGCUGAGAACCGCCGCCGGCGCCGCUCUCGCUCCCGCUCUCGCCGGCGCGACAAGGACAAGGAGAAGCACCGCGACCGCGACGCGCGCGCAGACCGCGACCGCGACCGAGACCGCAAGCGGCCGCGCAGGGAUAAGGACAAGGAGAAGCACCGCGACCGCGACGCGCGCGCAGACCGCGACCGCGACCGCGACCGAGACCGCAAGCGGCCGCGCAGGGAUAAGGACAAGGACCGCGAUCGCAAGGAGCCCAAGCUGCGGGUCGACGAAAUCAAGGUCAAACAGGAACCGCAUACCGAUUAUCCCGAAUUCACGUUGCCAGCCAUGGACGUUCAGAUCAAACAGGAGCCAGCCGACGAGGACGAAAACAAAUACAACCCGGAGGAGGCCAACGGGGACGAUUACAACUAUUAAACAGUCGGGCUAUUUACACAUUUUUUUGUAUAGUUUUUCUCUCAAAACUCACUUUUUUUGGGUGUCUUAGAAUUGGGGACAAGGAGAAUAGUAAACGUAGUCCUCAUUUUCCUCUCUGGUUAUUAAAGCCUGACCAGGAAUAUAUGAUCACGCACCAUGUUGCGGAAUUUCACUGGAACUAAUUUUUACAUACUAUAUGAACUAUUACCCUAUACAUGAAAACAUCAUGAGAAUGAACAGCGCCCCCUUGACAAUGAUCAUAUAUUACUGGUCAGGCUUUAACAUUAUAGAAAGUAUUUUUACACAAUUAUUGAAAUUAUUGAUUUUACUGAAAUUGAAAUUUGAUGUAUGUUGAACCUUAACUACGCCUCUUCGUUUGGUUUUUUUCGAUUUUAAGAUUAUUAUAAGAGUUAGGAGCAAAAAACAAAUUCAAUACAAAUUUUUAAAUGCUCCUAAGUUUUAUAAUAAUUAAAAAUUCGAAAAAAUCCAACGAAGGGGCAUAGCUUGUGGUUGACAUACAUCAAAUUUUGUCUAAAUAUUUUCAAUUUUGUUAAUAAUAAUAACUUAACGUCCACCUGCCAUAACAGUGUUUUAACAUUGUUAUGGCAGGUGUCCGGAGUUCUUUACAAUAGCCCAGUCUCAUUGUCCACCCAAACUUCAAUCCAUAGACCGGUAUACUGUUCACUUUCUGCAAUAGUCCCAAUGCCUGCUGCGACCGGUUCAUGGGUGUCUAUUGUUGCGCCUGUGAACGGGUUCCAGCAGGCGUUCUACAUGACAUUAAAGCUCUCCAAGGGGCCUCUACGUGUUGGAUCUAUAUCCCCACGCAAGCCUAUCAAAAGACCGGGAUUUAUAGGCCCGUGAUAUCGAAGGAGAUACAAAUAACUUAAUAUCCAGAGAGGAAAAUGAAAUGAAGAUUACGUUUUUAUGAAGAGGCGGUAUCGGGGUGGUCCUCCACUUUCGUUUUAACGCUAAGUAAAUAAAAAAAACCGGCCAAGUGCGAGUCGGACUCGCGCACCGAGGGUUCCGUACUUUUUUAGUAUUUGUUGUUAUAGCGGCAACAGAAAUACAUCAUCUGUGAAAAUUUCAACUGUCUUAGCUAUCACGGUUCAUGAGAUACAGCCUGAUGACAGACAGACGGACAGAGGAGUCUUAGUAAUGGGGUCCCGUUUUUACCCUUUGGGUACGGAACCCUAAACAGUAUCGGAAUUACAGAUGUGAAUAAUCAGAGUCACGUCAUUUCGAUUUAAGAUUCGAUAAUAGGGAAAUAGAAAUAUACUUAGUCCAUAUUGUAA